UUUGUAACCUUAGGAAUCGAUGACGUGCACGCAUAUAGCUGCAGUUAACAGGGGAAUUCGCUCCGUUUUACACGGAUUUGGAUGGAUAGCAUCCCAAAUUAACAAAUUUAAGAGCAUCUAGAAACCAGAAAUCAUGAAUACGUUUGUAACACAUCCAAGUGUAAGGAUCAAGGGAACAGAAAACAACUACAACCCAGUCCAGUGCAUAGACCCCAACUGCUUAAUCAAACCGCUUCAUAUGCACUGCCCUUUUUGUGUGAAGACUGACUCUUAUCAGGAUCCAGUUAUCCUAAAGGCACAUUACAGAGUAAAACAUGUUGACAAAGGACUCGAUUUUGCAGGUUUGAAAAUCCUGCGAUGUUGUGACCAGUGUGAUAUUGUGGGUGCCAUUAAAGGAGAGAAGAAAUUUAAGGGAGCACAUUGGCAUUGCUACAAGUGUCGCAAUGGAUUCAACCGGAGAGAUGAAGCUCUGAAGCAUUACAAGACUCAUUUCCGCAACCCACAAACAACCUUCCAAAUUCAAGUUACUCAGGAGGUAAACCAAAUGAUGAACAUGAACCAAGAGAGCCAGCAGGCAGCAGACACAAUCCAUGCCACUGUGACUGCAGGGGAUGAACUUGCUGUUCACCCAGUGUUUACUGAGACUGUGAUUACAAAUACACCAGGGAAUGGCCUCUUGAGCCCAUCCAAUGUCAGCAUUGCCAAUGGAAAAAAUUCAAAUGAAGGUGAGGUCCAAGUGGCAGUAGCUGCAAACGAAACUGUGGGGACCUCUGACCCACACAUUGUGAUCAUUCAAGAAGAACCACUGGACACAAACCAAGAAGCAGAUUCUAAUUCAUAUGCGACACAGUUGAAUGGCAGUCAGGGAGAUGGGUCCUUUUUACAACAACAGGUGGAACAACUUAAACAAAAAAAUGAGCAGCUGAAGUUUGAAAAGACACACAUAGAGCAGGCAUUGAGAUCAGAGAUACAACAGCUCAAGAUGCAGAUUCAGAUGCAGUCUCAAGAAGUCGUAAUGUACCAGCGACGUGAGCAAGAACUUCUUGGUCAGUUGAGUGUUUCUUUAGAUGAUAAAAUUCAAGAUAUGAUCACAAACCUACAGAACCAGCAUCAAGAGUUACUGCACCAACAACUGGCAGAAGUAAAACGGGAGUUCACUUCACAACUGCAUGCAGCAUCAGAAAAUACUGUGACUGUCACAUUUGGGGCAUCAGAAGCCAAUCAAGACACCACGUCAGAUGGACAAAGGACACUUAUGAUAUCUGCAUCCAAUGAUAUUGACACAAGGAAUCUGGAUGAAAUUACAGUUACAGAAUCCGAAAAUAGUUCCAAUAAUACAACUUUUUUUGUCAUCGAUUCUGUUCAGGGUAGCCAUGAUGAAACUCAAAAAAAUAAUAAUACCGAAUCUAGGAACAGCAGCAAUCUGAACACUUCACCAAGAACAUCAAAACGAUUAAAGACUAGUUGAAACAUGCAAAAAAGUAUCAGGGAAUGAUAGUGUUUUUUUCUUUUUGUAAAUGUUGUAUAUUUGUAAUUGUAAUGACCUUUUUAACAUCAAACUGGUUUUAUUAGCUAUAUAAAUGUGUAAACAAAUUAAUGUUUUUUUUUUUUUGUACAUGAUUUAUAGACAUGCACAGGACAUUUUUGCACAGCUCCAAUAUCAAAGCUGCAGCACAGGCAUGUUUAAUUAUCAAAGUCGUGUGUUCCAUUCCUUAGUCAUUCCUUCUCUCUAGUAGGUUACUUUGAUUACCUCUGUCGCUGUCCAACACCUUUCAUCACCCCAUAAAUGCCAAUUAUAUUUUUUGUUUUACUUUAAAUCUUCUGCACUUUUUUUUUUCCGAAAAAUGCAAGCAGUUUAAAAAAAUCAGCGGGAUCGAUAUUUAGAAAGUUACUCUGCAUGCGUUUUAGUGUCGUUUUAGAAAGGAGGUAGAAAAUCUUUUUUUCUUUUGCGUGUAUUUUUAAUUUAUAUCAAACUUUUGGCCUCCAUUUUGCCUAAAAGUAAUUGUAGAGUAACUUUCUUUAAAUGUCUUUGUUUAAUAUCUUUUUGUGCCAUCACUGAUGUUUUAUUUCAAUGGUGUGACCCAAUUACAGGAAUGGAACAUGUUUCUUACAAAUCUGGAUUGAAUAAUCUGAGAUGAAAUUAAGGGAAUGAAAAGUUUUUUGGUCAGUCCCAAACACUAAGUGUUUUGCUUGUAGAUGCUAAUGAAAUACAAGUAUUAAGGAAUAGUGAAUAACCAUAGUUUUUAUGAUCAGGACAUCUUGUGCUGUGUCAGGCUUCCAACGUCUUUUCUCAUGCAAGCAAAAACAAUACAUCAUGUAUAUUUCUUUUGAAAUUGUUGGUGACAUGCUUAACAAAACAGUACAUAUUUAAAUAUAAAAAAUGUAGGUGAAAGUACCCAAAUUGUUUUUUACAUGUGUAUUUAAUUUUUUACAUCUAUGUACUUCUAAUUGAGUGGUAAUCAUGACUGAGCGCUAAUGAGCUCAGAUUAAUGGUUUCUAAUAGUAGAAAGAUGGAUAAGUAAAGCAAGUUCUAGUUGUUUAUAUUUUUCAGCUGCAAAUUCAAGUGCAUGUAAAUCAACAAAUACAAAGCCAUGAUAAAUGAAAAUGAUGAAAAAAUUU
Lingula anatina is the source of this 2619-nucleotide messenger RNA. RefSeq lists its product as uncharacterized. The record is from RefSeq and is a predicted model, not a curated record. NCBI's taxonomy places the organism in Eukaryota, Metazoa, Brachiopoda, Lingulata, Lingulida, Lingulidae.